Molecule: messenger RNA, 904 nt
Organism: Telopea speciosissima
Lineage: Eukaryota; Viridiplantae; Streptophyta; Magnoliopsida; Proteales; Proteaceae
Product: peroxisomal membrane protein 11-4
Exons: 1
Coding region: 47-754 (235 amino acids)
Biological process (GO): peroxisome fission; regulation of peroxisome size
Cellular component (GO): peroxisomal membrane
Source: RefSeq, a predicted model, not a curated record
CUCUAAACCAGUAGGCUCUAUCUCUUCAUUCCUCAUAGCUUCAGCCAUGAAUGACACAGUAGAUAAGCUUGUUGUCUUCCUAGCAAAGAGAGAUGGCAUAGACAAGCUAGUCAAGACUUUUCAGUAUGUCUCUAAGCUUGUUCAUUGGCACGUUGAGACUACCCACCCAGACAUUGCUCAAAGAUUCAAACAGUGGGAGGUAUCAUCUGGACUCGGUCGUAAAGCUUUUCGAACAGGUCGUUUCCUCACUGGCUUCAAUGGUCUCCGCCGAAACCCAGGCUCUACCCCAACCUUCCGUUUCCUUGCUGUUCUUGCUAAUGCUGGAGAGAUGGUCUACUUCUUCUUCGAUCACUUCCUAUGGUUGUCGAGAAUUGGAGCGAUAGAUACAGGGCUAGCCACGAAGAUGAGCUUCAUUUCAGCCUUUGGAGAGUCUUUGGGUUAUGUAUUCUUCAUCAUAUCUGACUUCAUUAUCAUCAAACAGGGAAUUGAGGCACAACGAAGGCUCCUUCUGCAGCCACCUGCAGGGUCAAAAGAAGGAAACAUUACAGAGAAAGAUAUGAAGACAGAGGAAAUUUUAAGGAAGAUCAGAGCUGAUAGGGUGAUGAGGUUGAUGGCUGUGGCUGCCAAUGUUGCUGAUCUAAUUAUUGCAUUGGCAGACAUUGAGCCUAAUCCAUUCUGCAACCAUGCUGUCUCACUGGGUAUUAGUGGGUUAGUCUCUGCAUGGGCUGGUUGGUAUAGAAACUGGCCUUCUUGAAGUAACCCAAUGGUCUUGACAUGAUGAGCUGAGGGCCUGAGGCUAGGGGGAAGAAAUCUGAAGCAUAUCUACCAAAGAAAUUGUGGGUGUUUUUAUACUAUUGAUACCAUGCUAAUUCAGCUUGUAAGAUUUGUAAGCAACUGUUCGUAA